Caenorhabditis angaria is the source of this 2496-nucleotide messenger RNA. Lineage: Eukaryota; Metazoa; Nematoda; Chromadorea; Rhabditida; Rhabditidae. The record is from the annotation of a GenBank genome assembly.
AUGAUUCCAUUAUUUUUCAAAUCUUUUAUCAUUGUUUCGGUUUUUAGGGUGAGUUUUGGAGAGUUGAAGGAAAUAAUACAGUGUCGAAGGCUUUAAGAUUUUCAAUUUUUCAGUUAGUGAAUUUUCAAGUGAGCAUUAUUUUGUGAAGUUCUGCUGAAGUUUAAGAGGUUUCUUCAAAAAUUGAUAAAAUAAUUCAAUUUCAUUUUAGAAAAAAAGCUUUAAAAAUCCGAAAGGGAUUUCGAACGAUCCAUGUUUCAAAAUUUCAAAAACCAUUAUUUAUUUCAGUAAAAACUAUUUUCAGAAUUUUCACAUGCUUCAUGAACUUUCAGCAUGAAAGUUAUAGUUUACCUAACAAUUUUUCCACAUUCAAAAUGUCCCAUUAUUUACAAAAAAUCAUACUCUGGAACCAAAAUUCUUCUUCCUUCUCAAAAAACACCAUAACUUUAACGACCCAUGAAAAAAUUCCAGAAGAAAUUCAAAUUCCAAAAAUGUUCCCAAAGAACUCUAUUUCAAAUCAUUGUAACUUUCGAAAAAAAAACGAACCAACAAAAAACGUCCUUCCACUCAUCCUUCUCAAUUUUAUGGGGUUGUUGCCCUAAAUAACUCUCCCUUCUCCCCAAAAAAUCCCAAAAAUACAUAGAACAAAAGCUGAAAGAAACAAAAAAAUUUGAAAAUUUUCAGAACUUGUACACUUCUCAAGCAGAUCUCAUUAACAAUGGUUUAACAGGUUUGAAAGAAAUGAAGAAGAAACCACAGUGAAAAUAAAGUUUUUUAGGCGAGCCGAUAGUCCAAUGCGGUAGUGAGAGUCUUUCAAUACAGUUCAAAACACAAAGUGCUUUUGAGGGUCAUACUUAUGUUAAGGGACAUUACAGGUUGGUUGGUCACACAUCAAGAGCUAAUUUUGGAUGAAUUAGGGUUAGAAUUAGCAAUUUUUGUUGCGGAAAUUUGGAAACUGGACUUUUUCUAGAUAAUGAAAGAGUUUCUGAAAGAAUUUUCUUUUUGAACUUCAAGAUUUUAGAAUAAAUACAUACUUUCCAGCACAAAACAAUGCCGAAACGAUGCUACACUCGAACCCUCUGUCAAUCUCACAAUACCAUACUCAACAUGCGAUGUUCUGCGGCAACGAUCGGUAAUUUUUCCCACUCGAAUGCAAUACUCCUAAUUCUACUUUUUCUUCAGACAAAUCCUCGAGGAAUCAUGAUAACCACCACAGUUAUAAUUUCAUUUCACCCAAUGUUCAUCACAAAAAUCGACAAAUCUUACAAAGUUCAAUGCUUCUACGCAGAAGCUGCUAAAACAGUCACUCAACAAUUCAAUGUGGAGUAAGUUGUUUUACAGGGAAUCAUCACUGAUUCACUUGAUUUUUAGCAUUGGAAAAGAUCAAGAGAAGAAAAUUUUUGUGAUGGUUGGUGAUGAGGAAAGUGGAUCUUCAAAUAAUACCCAGCAAGAUCAGCGAGUUGUUCAUGAGUAAGAAUUUUUUUUACAUAGAAUGUCUCUAAUGUUAUUGGAGUUUUCAGCCCAGAAGAGGAGAGAUUCAAUUACAAUGUACCACUUCCAGAGUGUAAUUAUCGAGUGAGAUUUUUUUGUCGAUUCAACAAAAAACUUUAAAAAUUCCAGGUUCUGGCAAAUAACAAAGAUGGGGAGCCUGUCAAAUUUGCGACUGUCGGACAAUUAGUUUAUCAUGAAUGGUCAUGUGAGCCGAUCGAUAAGAAAGGUUUCAAAAAAUUUUGUGAUCUAGAAAAAAAAAAUUUUUUCACAGAAUCCUCACCAUUUUGCGCAACAGUCCACUCUUGUAGUGUGAAAGAUGAGACUGGAAAAGAGGUUCAACUUUUCGAUGAAAAUGGAUGUGCUGUUGAUAAAUAUUUGAUUAAUAAUUUGGAGUAUACUAAUGACUUGACUGGAGGACAAUUAUCACAGGUUUUUUUUUUGGAAAUUCCAAUUUAGAAUUAAAAAAUUGUGUAUUUAGGUUUUCAAAUUUGCUGAUCAACCAUCUGUGUUUUUCCAAUGCCAGAUUCGAUUGAGCUUGAAGGAUGAAGAUGGUGUUUGUAGGGUUAGUUUGAAAUAUUUUUCUAGAAUUUCCAAAAAGACUAAUUUUUCAGAGAUCAUCCGACCAUUGUCCAGCAACACUUCGUGGAAAACGUUCAGCUGAACCAAAUGAAAAUGAUGUGGAUGUUGUCUCGCAGAAAAUGACAGUGUUCGAUAUCGAUGAAUCUUUAGGUAAGACAUCUCGAAAACUAAAAAUCCCUCGUCUCCAUCAAUAAAAAUAAUAACUUCCUCCUCUUUUUUUCAGAUGCAAACAAGAACAACAACAACAAACUCGGGUCAGAAUUGGAGCAACAAUUGCAAUUGUCAAAAAUGACUUCUGACGUGUGUGUAUCGCCAUCAACAGCAUCCGGCUUGGUCGCAUUUUUAGCAUCAACCCUUCUCAUUUCACUCAUUUCCGUAUUACUUCUCUGUUUUAGACAUCAAACUGUCAAAGUUAAACUUGCCAGCUAA